Messenger RNA from Colletotrichum acutatum, 784 nucleotides. RefSeq lists its product as uncharacterized. The coding region runs from base 212 to 784 and encodes 190 amino acids. The transcript is spliced from 4 exons. NCBI's taxonomy places the organism in Eukaryota, Fungi, Ascomycota, Sordariomycetes, Glomerellales, Glomerellaceae. The record is from RefSeq and is a predicted model, not a curated record.
CUUUCUCGGCCAUCCCCUAUUGUGGUCUCCUUCUAGAAGGAUUCUACGGAUAUGAGGUUCAGGUAAGUCGAACCUGUGUUGCAUUUUGAUGGCUCGGUUAAGAUGGGUCUUUUUCUGAGGUGACUCCGUGGUUUUGUAUGAGUCGUGUGGAGUUGAAUCGGUCUGGAAAGUGACGAGACUUCCACCGUAUUAUGGGAGUACGGAGACCUAGAUGAGACGCUUUUUUUUGGUGCAAUCAGGAGAAGCUUCAAUCCACCGGCUGAUGGCAUUGCACGCGUACAAGAGUGCAAGCAAUCAGUUCGGCUCCUUGCUCAUGAUCAACUCGACAUCGUCCUGCAUCUUGACCACUUUAGACGCAGGGCGUGAGUGCUACAUCAGACCUGCUCCACAGCAUGGAGAGUUUUCCGAACGAAGAUGUUACAGCGAUGGCGCGUGUGUUAACCUAGUGUACUCGGUCUUUAUGAAUGCUCUAGAUAUCUUGGUCAAGUCUACCGAUCAGGAUACUAUGGACAAGAGCAUUCCGGGUGAUGCAGCAAGUUACGCGGUGCAACCUUCUGAGCGCAUACGCUCGAGGAAUGACAACGGAAAGGACUCGUACCAAAGCCAUCGAUGGCUGUCUUGGGACAUGUCAUCUGCUAGAACUUCUAAAGUGGUGUGCAAGGGCUGGGGCAAGUUGAUGUUGAUGCGAGAGCCGCAGAGACGCGUUAUGCCAUUCCCGGCGCUAGAGAAACAGUGCCUGGAUGAAGUGCGUGCUAUAUUUAGACCUGUUGGGGCUCUUGCCUAG